AUGCUCCUUCCAAAAUUCACCCAAGGAAAGGAAACAAGAUGGAGAGGAAAUAAAGCAAAGGAUAUUGGCAAUGGUUCCAAGUUGCUAUAUAGCGGAGUUGAUGAAACAGUAAGAAGUGAUGUAGGGAUUGUCAUCAGUAAAGAAAUGAAAAGAAAUAUUGUGGGCAUUGAAAGGAAAAGUGAGAGAAUAAAGAAAGGAAGGUUGUGCUGUGGUGAUCAUAUCUUGAAUGUAGUAAGUGCAUAUGCACCGCAGACCGGGUGCAGUGAAGAGGUGAAAAAUAAGUUCUGGAGAGAUAUGGAUGAAGUCAUGACAUCAACAGAAAUAGAAGAAAGGUUAGUUUUUGGGGGAGACUUGAAUGGACACAUCGGGUGUAAUCAGGAACAUUAG
Molecule: messenger RNA, 387 nt
Organism: Macrobrachium nipponense
Lineage: Eukaryota; Metazoa; Arthropoda; Malacostraca; Decapoda; Palaemonidae
Product: craniofacial development protein 2-like
Exons: 3
Coding region: 1-387 (128 amino acids)
Biological process (GO): chromatin remodeling
Cellular component (GO): nucleus
Source: RefSeq, a predicted model, not a curated record